CUAAUAGAGUGUGUGAUGACAUACACCUACUCCUUUACCAUUGACACAUAGCUAAUUUCUUCAGCUAAUGCUUUUGUUUUCAGCAAAGCAAAGUGACUUCAGACCCUGGCAUCUGGUGACUUUAUAGUGCAGGGAUGGGGAACCUGAUGACCCUCAGAGGUUACUGGGCUCCAGCUCCUAUCAUCCCAGACUAUGGCCCAUGCUAGGUGAGAUCUGAUGGGAAUUGGAGUCCAACAACAUUUAGAGGGAUAUAGGUUCCAUCAAGGCUACCAUGGGGUGGGGAAAUGCUGCUGGACCAAGUCCCCACACAGCCCCCCCCAAAAAAAUUGGGUUUGCCACUCCUGCUAUACACACUUACCUAGGAGUAAGGCCCAUUGAACUGAACAAAUCUUUCUCUGAGUAGGCAUUUAUGGAAUUGCUGUGUAAAUAUGGUGGGCCUGCUGGUCUAUAUACCUUCUAUGGCUGCAAUCCAGAGCAGGUCUGGCAGCACAAGCAACCUAAGCAGUUGCUUUGGACCACAACACGUUAAGAGUCACCACUGAAUUUGUGUGUGAUCUGAAAGGUAUGUCCCAGAAGCCUUUGCAAUAGUUCAUUGGAUGGGUGUCAUGUACUAAGCCUGUAUCCUAGAACAAUAGGCAAUUAGGAUCCUAGAAUGCAACAACUGAUUGGCCUGCAGGAAAAGACCAAUUGGGCUCCAGGAGGGAAGCAGAAUCAGCCAAUCAGAUGGGACUCAUUGUGUAAAUAAUGUAUAUAAAAGCCUGAGGUUUGGAGGGCAAUUCAAUCAGUUUUACAAGCUGCAUUAAAGAGCAUGAAAUCACUACAGGACUCUUAAGUAUAUUUCACUGGCGACAAGGGUGGGAUCCUGCCGAGCUGUCUGCUGCGCACUGCACACAGCUGCCACAGGCAACACAGCACCGCACUGCGCAUCCAGGCUACAGCUCCAGGACCCAAGGACCCAGAACGGCAACAGACAACAGCUUCAUGCCGUUCAGCCCAGCCUCAGGAGACUGGGAAGGCUAUGCCACCCACUUCCAGUUACUCCUGGAGGCAAAGGAUGUCACUGAUGCAGGCAAGAAGAGGGCGACCUUCUUCAGCGUCUGUGGAGAAGAAAUGUUCGAGAUCGCCCGAGCCCUCCUCACUCCCGCAAAUAUAGCAAUCUUUCCCUACGACACUUAGAUCAUGCAUAGCUUUGGGUGAUCUAUUGCUCAGCCCAACCACUUGGGGUGGGGGGAUUCUCUGGAACUGGCCCUGCUGAAAUCAUAUGCAUACUUCCCUGGGAGUAACUGGUCACAUGUCUCUGGGAACCAAGGAGGACUUACCUCCCCAGGAACAUGCACGGAGAAUUGCGUUUCUGAAUUGUGUUUCCCACUACAGUCCUGGCUCACACUCUGAGCUACAGCUGCCCCUGGGACAAUAAUGCCAGAAACCUUGGGCACAGGAUAAUAUUCCCUAGACGGGGGUGGGGACAGUGCAGACUUUUGCCAGUGAUGACGAUGAUGCCAUUCAGGCUGUCCCUGCCAGUUGUCCAGAGAAGCUCACACACCCUGAUUGCUGUGUGCAGAAAAGCUACCUUCCCUUUCCCAAGAGAGGGCAAAGAGCCAGACAGGUCUGGGCCCAUCCCACCAGCCACAUUGGGGAGGCGUGGCUGCAAGAACCUGAACUUCCUCUUAGCAUUUCAUAGCCUUCAGUUCCCACCCUGCCUUGUCCCUCUUCUGACAGGGAUGAGCCGCUGUGCAGAGAGCCUGAAGGGCUUCCUAGCCCGGGUCGAGGCCCAAGCAGGGCAAGAGAAGGGGCAGCUGGCUGAGGAGUUCCAGGAAAUCAAAGCCCAGGCGGCAGCAUUCCGGCAACAGCAGGGCAUUUCAACAGAAGCUGGGGGCAACAAGGAGAAUAUCAAGAAGAACCGUUACAAAGACAUCCUGCCAUAUGAUCAGACCAGAGUUGUUGUGAACUUCCUGACAGAAGAAGCCCAAGCUGAUUACAUCAAUGCAAACUUUAUUCAGGGUGUGGAUAACAAGCAGUGCUAUAUUGCAACCCAGGGGCCUCUUCCACACACAGUGCUGGACUUCUGGCGCAUGAUUUGGCAGUACAAGGUGAAGGUGAUUGUCAUGGCUUGUCGGGAAGUGGAACUAGGCAAGAAAAAGUGUGAGCGCUACUGGCCUUUGGCAGAGGAAACCUUGCAUUUUGGAUCCUUCUCUGUGGCACAGGUUAAAGAACAGGAACUCAAUCCAGAUGUCAUUCUGCGGAUGCUUACCCUGACCUUUCAGAAGGAGGAGCGGGAGCUAUCCCAUUUCCAGUACGUAGCUUGGCCAGACCGGGGCAUCCCAGACACUUACGGCCACUUCCUUGGCAUGAUUGAGCAAGUGAGAAGCAAGCAGGGUGAGAGUACUGUGCCCAUCUGUGUGCAUUGCAGUGCUGGCUGUGGCCGGACAGGUGUGAUCUGUACCCUGGAAUACAUACGGCAGCUGCUGCUGAAACAGAGAAUCCCCCCGCAUUUCAGUAUUUUUGAUGUUGUCCUAGAAAUGAGGAAGCAGAGACCAGCUGCUGUUCAGACCCAGGAGCAGUAUGAGUUUGUAUACCAUGCGGUCACUGAAAUGUUCCGGGCUGCCCUGAGUUUAUCUGACUCAAACUAUGAAAACGUCAAAGAAAACCGUCUUCCCCUCUAUGACGACGCCCUCUCCCUCCGACACCUGGCUGUGGCCCCGCUCAAACGAAGCACCGUCCUCCACCGGAGCAUCUCGGUGCCGGUUGACCCUCAGCCCACAUCAGCGCCAGAACAACCACCCAAGCUCAUCAGGGACAUGGGUGAUACCUAUGCGGUUGUGAACAAGCUCCGGCGAAGUGGACUGGGCGCUUCUCCUCCUCCUCCUGCUCCAGGCAACGAGGCCCCGCUUAGUGGAGAGGGACCCCUUUAUGCCGCAGUGAAGCCUCGGAUGAGCAAUGUGCCCGACACCUUGGCAAUUGACCCCAGUGCCUUUGUAGGAGUGCAAGCCAGUCACUCGCUGCCUGGAAGCCCCAUCCACCGGCCAGCUUCCGCGGCAACCUGCGAAUACGCCCAAAUUAACCCAGGCGAUUCCAAUCCCAGAGUCACCUCCUCCUCUCACAUCAAUGGAUUAGGGAAAAAGCCCCUGAGGAACCUGCUGCCCACAGUUUUUAGUUCAUCACCUGGGAAGAAAGCCCCACCAUCACCACGGACUGCCCCCACCCAAGAAUAUGAAGAUGUGGGCAACAUCAGUCCCAGGAGUAGCCCAAAUGCGGUGGUAUCUUCUGCCAAUGGAAUGGGUAAGGGGACCUUUAGGCAAAAGGUCAUGAUAGUGCUGCAGGGUGCAUUCGUGUGGAAACUGAGGGGGUGGAGAGGGCCAGGUUCCUACCCAAAUCUCUCUCUCAAACACACACACACACACACACACACACACACACACAAAGUGGUUCACACACCUGUGUAGAUUUCAAUAUACAUACUAGGGUCUACUGCCACUGCUUGCUUCACUGAUCAACCCCACCUCUCUGCCACCACCUUUGCCAACUACCUCCCCCCCACAUGACGACACCCACCUUCCUUUUUUCACACUGGAGCUGGUGCAGCUGCCUAGUGGCAGGCACAUGAACUGCAGCAUAAUGACAGCCUUACAUUUUUAUGGGUACAGCAAGAUAUACAAACACCUCCAACAUAAUCCACGUUAGGAGGAAAGGAGAGUGAGGUUGUUAAAUAUAGCUCAAGAGGACUGCAUGAUUCUCCACAUCCUGUCAUGUGUUAAAAUUAAAAUACACAAAAGGACAAUUGCCAUCAGAGAUGUGAAGGGGAGAGAAUCAUAAAAGAAAUAGAACAAACCUCUCAGUGCUUUGUCCAUCUCCUCUUGCCCCUCCAGGGUUUAACUUCCGCAUCGGGAAGCCCAAGGGACCAAGAGAUCCUCCUGCUGAAUGGAGUCGCAUCUAGGCAGCAUGACAGAGAGACAAGGACACUGCUUCUGCCAUUGAGCAAUACAGAUCGGGACCAAUACUGCUGCCUGCUCACUUCCUUAGGGAAUAACUGUAAAAAUAAUAACCACCAGCAAAUUGUGCCUCUGGGGCCAUGGACCAAAAGGCAGCAGCAGUUGCAUGCACUAUACUCCAGGACAUUUCUACCAGAAGAGAAGGAUAUGGACGUGCUUGAAAUGUUGGGAUCCACCAGCUAAGGAACGUGUGAACCUGGCAGCCACCUUCUCUUCACCAGCUUCUUGAGCGGCUCUUAGUUGGCCAGGCCAACUAAGUUUUGCCCGCCAAAAUUUAAAGCCUGGUACCCCAUGCCAGGAAAUAUCAACACAGCACAUCCCUCCUCCCAUUAAACAAUAUUUGCUAA
Messenger RNA from Podarcis raffonei (Aeolian wall lizard), 4336 nucleotides. RefSeq names its product protein tyrosine phosphatase non-receptor type 18 (gene PTPN18). The transcript has 16 exons. Gene Ontology annotation, biological process: peptidyl-tyrosine dephosphorylation. The coding region runs from base 1488 to 3443 and encodes 651 amino acids. Gene Ontology annotation, molecular function: non-membrane spanning protein tyrosine phosphatase activity. The record is from RefSeq and is a predicted model, not a curated record. Lineage: Eukaryota; Metazoa; Chordata; Lepidosauria; Squamata; Lacertidae. Gene Ontology annotation, cellular component: cytoplasm; nucleus.